GGGCCGGCUCGGUCGGGCCGGUGGUCGGGCGGUGCACUGGGCAUCGCCCCCCGAAGAUGGCGGCGCUGACCCUCCCGUGGGCCGCCGCCCGCCUCGUCCCCGGCGGCCGGACCCUGGCCAAGAUUUGCAGUUGUUCUUUCUCUACUAGCGGUCGCCACCACACCAAAUUUUUCAGCGAUCCCGUGGAAGCCGUGAGAGACAUCCCGAACGGGUCAACGGUGCUGGUUGGUGGAUUUGGGCUCUGUGGGAUUCCAGAGAACCUUAUUGGAGCUCUGCUGAAGACUGGAGUGAAAGAACUAACUGCAGUUAGUAACAAUGCAGGGGUUGACAACUUCGGCCUGGGUCUUUUACUGAAGACCAAGCAGAUAAAACGAAUGGUCGCCUCGUAUGUGGGUGAAAAUGCAGAAUUUGAACGCCAGUAUUUAUCCGGAGAGUUGGAAGUUGAACUCACUCCUCAGGGCACGCUUGCCGAGCGGAUCCGAGCCGGUGGAGCCGGGGUGCCGGCCUUUUUCACCAGCACGGGGUUUGGGACGUUGGUGCAGGAGGGCGGCUCUCCCAUCAAGUACCACAAGGACGGAAGCAUCGCCAUCGCCAGCCAGCCCCGAGAGGUGAGGGAGUUUGAUGGUCGCCAGUUCAUUUUGGAGAAAGCCAUCACGGGGGACUUCGCUCUGGUGAAGGCAUGGAAGGCAGACCGGGCAGGAAAUAUCAUCUUCAGGAAAACCGCAAGGAAUUUCAACUUGCCCAUGUGCAAGGCUGCACAGACCACAGUGGUAGAGGUUGAAGAAAUUGUUGAUAUCGGAUCUUUUGCCCCAGAAGAUAUUCACAUUCCUAAGAUUUAUGUUCAUCGCCUCAUAAAAGGGGAGAAAUUUGAAAAGAGAAUUGAACGUUUAUCUGUCCGAAAAGAGACUGACGUGAAAGCCAAAUCCACUAAACCCGGAGACAACGUCCGAGAAAGGAUCAUCAAACGCGCAGCUCUGGAGUUUGAGGACGGCAUGUAUGCCAAUUUGGGCAUAGGGAUACCACUGCUGGCCAGCAACUUCAUCAGCCCCAACAUGACAGUACACCUGCAGAGCGAAAAUGGAGUCCUAGGCCUGGGUCCUUAUCCAUUAGAAAAUGAAGUCGACGCAGACUUAAUCAAUGCAGGCAAAGAAACUGUCACAGUUCUUCCAGGAGCCUCUUUUUUCUCCAGUGACGAAUCAUUUGCCAUGAUCAGAGGGGGUCAUGUUAACUUAACCAUGCUGGGAGCUAUGCAGGUGUCCAAGUAUGGGGAUCUGGCCAACUGGAUGAUACCUGGGAAGAUGGUGAAAGGAAUGGGCGGUGCCAUGGAUUUGGUAUCCAGUGCCAAAACCAAAGUGGUCGUCACCAUGGAACACUCAGCCAAGGGAAACACACACAAGAUUUUGGAGAAAUGUACAUUGCCACUGACCGGGAAGCAGUGCGUCAACCGCAUCAUUACCGAGAAGGCGGUGUUUGACGUGGACAAGGAUAAGGGCCUGACUCUCAUCGAGCUCUGGGAAGGCCUGACGGUAGAUGAUAUUAAGAAGAGCACCGGAUGCGAUUUUGCCGUCUCGCCAAAACUCAUACCUAUGCAACAGAUCACAACUUGAUACGUGGAUCAGAUGUCACCAGUCCACGGAGCUGUUGGGGGGAGAUUUUUUUUUAAAAAAAAAUAACAAAACAGGAAUUCUUGGCCAAGAAAUCA
Molecule: messenger RNA, 1702 nt
Organism: Ornithorhynchus anatinus (platypus)
Lineage: Eukaryota; Metazoa; Chordata; Mammalia; Monotremata; Ornithorhynchidae
Gene: OXCT1
Product: 3-oxoacid CoA-transferase 1
Exons: 17
Coding region: 57-1607 (516 amino acids)
Biological process (GO): ketone body catabolic process
Cellular component (GO): mitochondrion
Molecular function (GO): succinyl-CoA:3-oxo-acid CoA-transferase activity
Source: RefSeq, a predicted model, not a curated record